Messenger RNA from Eleginops maclovinus (Patagonian blennie), 1458 nucleotides. RefSeq names its product SET domain and mariner transposase fusion gene (gene setmar). The coding region runs from base 61 to 957 and encodes 298 amino acids. The record is from RefSeq and is a predicted model, not a curated record. Gene Ontology annotation, cellular component: nucleus. Lineage: Eukaryota; Metazoa; Chordata; Actinopteri; Perciformes; Eleginopidae. Gene Ontology annotation, molecular function: histone methyltransferase activity; zinc ion binding; protein binding. The transcript has 2 exons.
GGGUUUUUUUAUCCUUCACGUCCCAGCUGAUAUGUCACUGUUUCAUUCAACACUUCGGAUAUGAAUACUGACAGCAGAUACGUGGAUUUGAGCAACAGCCUCGAAAGUGUUCCUGUUUUAAUCGAGAAGAGUUCCUCCGCACUGACGUUUCCUCAAUUCCAGUAUUCUCCAGAUAACAUUCAGGGACCAGGAUGCACUAUUGACCCCAGCGAGGUCACCCUCCCUGGAUGCUCCUGCCUUUCUCACUCCUGCUCCACUGAGAGCUGCUCCUGCCUGCAGACACACGGGCAGGCGUACGACAGCACUAACACACUCCUGCACAGAACACACUCCGGUUACUGCUCCCCUGUGUUCGAGUGUAACGCCCUCUGCUCCUGCGGUGAUGCAUGCUCUAACCGGGUGGUGCAGAGAGGCCUCACACUCAGGUUGGAAGUGUACAACACCCAGAAAAGGGGCUGGGGGGUGCGGACACUCGAGGAAAUCCCACAGGGGACGUUUAUAUGCGAGUACGCAGGAGAGGUGAUCAGUUUUGAAGAGGCCCGACGCAGACAGCUGGCCCAAACAGCAGAGGACAAUAACUACAUCAUUGCAGUGAGGGAGCACGCAGGUACAGUCACUGAGACGUUUGUGGACCCCGCCAAAGUGGGAAACGUGGGACGCUUUCUCAACCACUCCUGCCUGCCCAACCUGCUCAUGCAACCGGUCCGGGUGCACUCUGUGGCUCCCAGGCUGGCGCUGUUUGCCGGGCGGAGCAUCGACGCACAGGAGGAGCUGACGUUCGAUUACUCUGGAGGGUACAGUAACAGAGCGCCUGCAGAGCUGCUGUCCACACAGAGGGAUGCUGAGACACAGGCCAGCAGGACACAUGGAGUCCAGAGGAAGGAGUGCCACUGUGGGGCCAAGAGCAGUGUGCAUUUCCUUCCAUUAGACUUAUCAAUUAUCAGUGGAAAUAGUUGAAAUUAGAGGACAUUUCUUUAUUUUUCUAAUCUGUAUGUCAAGACUUUUUUUCUUAACGAUGGAGAAAGUGUUCAAGACAAGCCUGGUGCUUCUUUUCUGAUGUGUGUUUGUAUUAUCCCUGGGCAGUACGGCCAAAAUCGUCUAUCCUAAUACAUGGUAUACCAUACAGUAUCUUGAGAAAAUGAAGAUCUAAAUCAUGAUAGUUAGUUGUCGUUGAAUAAAUGAAUAGUGUAUAUGAAAUAAUCAUGUGCUAAAAGUAAUCUAUUGUGGAUUCUUGUUUGAAUUCAAUUCUAUUUUCUCAUUUAAUUUAGUUCAAAAUUCAAUGAGAAAAAAGUGAAAUUAUAGGGGAAAUAAUAUUAUUUCCAGUUAAACCCUGACUAUGUUAACAGUACAUUCAUGUUACCAAUGAUAGACGAUCAUAUUAAGAUUAAUAGUUUAAAUUAAAUUAACGUUUGGUCAGUUUUAAAGAAUUUUGAGAAAUAAAAUUGCCUUUUUAGACGA